UGGAGGAGCCUUGCAAGGCCUUUUGGACGGCAGCUGAGUGCGAGGGCUCGGUACUGCCAGGACGGCUGCACACUUGAGAGAACAUCGGCCAUGAACCGCCUCCCCCGUUCUGCCCUUGCCAGCCGCAAUGCUGGUGUGCCUAUUUGUCGGGCGCCGCUGCGCCUCGUCGUCAUAGCUGCCCUCAUUCAUGCCACACUGUUCACUACUCAUCGAGUAGAGGCUGCCGACAUCACCAUCAAGCUGGCGGUGAUGUUCCCCGGCAACUGGGGUGAGUCACGAUCACAAGAAGGCACUCUCUCAAAUCUCAAUGUGUCACUUUUGGUUUGCAGGCUCUCCCAACUUCUUUCCCACACUGCUGUGGGGUCCGGGGUCCACUCAAUGGACCUACAAUAACAUUUGGGCGCCGAUGGAGUAUUUCCUCGACGGCAUCAACAACGGCAAGUGGACCACUCUGAUGCUCGGCAACCAGACGGUCGAGCUUAACAUCGACAUGUUUGAUGUCGACAUCAUCCAAUGGGACUAUCUGCCGCCCGAAUGGCUGACCGCCUUGACCAACGACACUUAUCUGGCUAUGAUCUACUUUGGCAUUCCACCGAGAUUCUUUGAGCCUUUUCGUGACCCGGAGAAGCAGGGCUUCCUGCGCAUCACUGGCUGGAGCAGCCCCGAUUAUGCCGACCAGCCACCGGGGGCCCUACAGCUGGAGAAGAACCUCGCCGUCCCCAGUCGAUUUCAGGUGUUCACAAAGAUGUUCAUCAACAGAGGCAUCACAAGGGUGGCGAUGGUCACACACGAUCCGCUCGAUAAUCUCGGCCCGUCGGCCUACACGGCGCCAUUGAUAGAGCAGCUGCAGGAGGAUGGCCUUCAGGUGGUUUAUGACUAUCGGAACAUCACGCAGACGUCCAUCACGUAUUUCGGCAACCAGACGCGGGCAGACGUGCAGCCGGCGCUCGACCAGGGGUUCAUCACUAACGAAGUCAUGUUUGCCGACCCGCUGAACAUACAGACGCUCAAGGACUAUUCAGCCGGCACGGGAAACCGUCUUGCCGAGGACCUCAUCAGCGCCAUUAUGCAGUCGAAUGCAGAGGUCUUGUUCGUCUCGAUAGAGGGCACCGACCUGGCAAACGACAAUGAGGACUACAAGACCUUCGUCCGCCUGGUUGCAGAAAGAGAGGUCAACGUCAAGGUAUGGAGGAAAGAGACAUGUGUACGGAUGGAUGGAUGGAUGUAUUACGUCGAUUCAAGCGAUGUGUGUGGCUGGUUUGCCUGUCUUGCAGGCGUGGAUAUGGAUGGAGGCGAGUCUGGAGACGGACUGGUUCAGCGACGGUCCCGGUUUCGACACCAACUUUUUGCUCGACAUCCGGGAGUUCGACCCGCGCAUCCAGCUGUUUGACGACCUGCUGCAGGUGUACACCCGGGACGUUAUCGAGGACUUCCGCAUCAGCUUCUGGAACCCAGAGGGUCGCACACUCAGCCAGAGGGACGACCAAGCCAUCCGACCACGUGAGCGAGCAUGCAAUGAAUCCAGUGCGCGAAGAGAGGAAAAAGGGGGUAGCCGUAUCGAUUUGAUCGUUUGCGUGUAGUGCAUUUCAUUGCGACGAUCGUCUCCAAGCUCUCAUUCUGGAGCGACGACAUGCAAACCAAUCGGGUGUGUCGUGACGAUAGUCCGUGUGUCUCAUUCAUUUAUGUCAGCCUCCCCGUCUCACUCAGGAUAAUGUGCGUGUGGGCUUCUACCAGCGCGUGUUCAAUACGUUCAGCGGGUCUGAGAUGCGCAUCCUGUCGGACAAUACCGUGUCGACGCCGUCGCUUGCCGCCCAGAUACAAGGCUCCGAGUGGAGGAUCGUCAGCCCAGCCACGCUGGCACAGACACUGGUGGUGCUCCCCAUGCCUACCUUCCAGUCGCGGAGAGGAUGCCCGCCGGGAAGCUUCAACACAGGUAGGGAUCGAGACACGGGUCUCCGCGAUCGAGACACGGGUCUCCGCCGAGACACGGGUCUCCGCCGAACGAAACAGGCGCUUUGCGGUGUGAGCAGGUCUUGAGUGCCGGAACUGCUCAGCCAACACAUUCAACAACCAGACCAACUCAACCAGCUGUCAACUGUGUCCAGCAGGUUGGGCAGCCGGCGUAUUAUGCGUCCUUCGGUCAUUUCUCUGUGUGUCUCUCAUGGUGUGUCAAGGUUUUGGUCAGCUGCUUGAGGGCGAGACGUCAUGCGAGAUGUGUCUACCAGGAUAUGCCAACUCUGGCAACUCGAUCCUUGGCUGCGUCAUCUGCCCGGCCGGCACGAAUGCGUCGGAGCCCGCCUCGACAUCUUGCUCGCGAUGCCCGCGGGCCUACUACCAGAACGAGACGGGGGCGACCACGUGCAAGAACUGUAGCACGAGCAGGACAACCGACAACCUGGGAAGCACAUCCGUCAAGCAAUGUGUGUGCAAGGAGGGCUACUAUUUCUCAGGUCAGCGGCCGAGUCAGAUGGAUGCACUGAUACUGCUGAUUGAGCUGAUUGAUGCAGGGAUAUUUGAGAACGGCUUCGACGGACGUGAGUUGGACAGCAUGGACUUGCCGCAGACCGACAUUCCUCCAGGCAGCUGCAGGAGAUGCAACCCCCGACUGUAUAAGUGCAGAGGUGCGCAGGCACGCGAGCAAAGAGAGACAGACGGUACGCCGCAAGUCACGCUCUCUUGCACACGUGUCUCAGGAAGGUUCGAGCAACCGAUGGUAACAUGAUAACAAACAUUGACCGCAAAGAAUGCAUCCUGCCGCGCGCGCGUGUGUCUGCUUUUGUGUGUUUGAGUAGGCUAUGGAAGGCUUCUACAUCGAGGGAUACACCAUAAGAGACAGAAACGACUUCCCGUAAGCCAAACAAUCACACACGAAUACAGAGGCCUGCAAAACGCCGGUGAUUGCAUAUCAGGGUGACCUAUGAAUGCAAUCCUCGAGAGGCAUGUACGCAUAGACGCACACCCGUAGAGAGGGAAUGAUGUUUGCCGCUGCCAUGUGUGUUCCACAGGCCCCGGUGGCGAGCCGCGCAGCUGCAAGAAGCACCGAACCGGCCUUGUGUGCGGCAGAUGCAAGAAGGGAUAUUCCAAAGUACACACCAAGAGAGACGCCAUAACACAGGCAGAUAGAUGAUCGAUUAUGGUCUCUGCAUUGUACGAACGCAGUCGAGAAAUGGUGACUGUACCAAGUGCACUUUCAGAGGGUCGCCUGUCGUCCUGCUGACCAUCUUACUCAUCGGUGACCCAGUAAAAGAAGCAAUCCGGCACACGCAGGCAUUGCCCUUUUCCCCCUCCCUGCAGUAAUGCUUCCAGUAGCGGGAUUAUUCUACUCGAAGACGAGCUAUGAAGACCCCAAGAGACGAGCCAGUCAAGCUUUGGAUCAGUCGAGCCAAAGCGCCACGACAGCCAAGAGCGACAAGGGGGCGGACGACCCAGACAAGGCGUUUCUGAUCGUUCUGUCCUUCGCACAACACAUCGGCAUCAUCAGCAGCUUCAACCUCAAGCUGGAGAUUCAGGUGCUGACGCUCCUCAGCAUUCCAAGGUGGGUGCGUGGGAGCGGGGCGUGGUUGACGGUUUCCAUCCUCCUCUCUUUCUCUUGCCCUUUCUCGUCUGCUCGUGCAGGCUGUUCAUGCUUGAUGCCAGCAUUGUGGGUCUGUCGUGGUGAGAGACGUGGGAUUGGGGCAACACAACGGAGAGAAGAGCGUGUUUGUUGUCUCUGUAUUCGUGUUGUAGCUGGGGGCUCGAGUCGUUCGGCUCUCAGCUGAUGCUGGUGUCGUCCAUCCCCUUCUUGUUCGUCGUGGCGAUCACAAUCGUCCACUUCGGAUUCGAGGCAAUAUCACUAACCAACUGAUCCAUUGCAUGCAGUCCACGUUAGUAUGCAUGUUCAUGUCUCCAGGCGUUGCUGCGUUACGGCGACAAGUGCGACUGCAUGAACCCAAGCCUCAUCCGAGGGGGGAGGCGGACGGCCUGGCUGCUGUGGUUCAGAAGACAAUUCAUCGAUGGCACACACGGGCUGGGGCUCAUCAGAGUGAGGAUAAGCCAACCGCCAACUGUUGAAUCGCACAUCGUCCUUGACAUCAGAUUCUGGCCACGGCCGCCCAAGUGAGCUCGUUCCUGUAUGUGGCCCUGACAUCGAUCGCAACCACACACGUCGACUGCUUUAGAGUGAGCCAACAGACCACGAAAUGUGCUCACCGGCCGCAAUCAUUUUGUGUGAAAUGCCAGCAUCCGUCGGGCGACUCGACUGUGCGAACUCACCCAUACGUGAUUUGUGACUUCACAUCGGUACGUCGCCAGCCAAAAGACAGUCACAUGGCACGUCUGAGUGGAUGCAUCGAAUUGCAGAAGAGGGGUCAGGAGUGGCGAGACCAGAUUUGGCUCUCAGCCGGAGGUACCUUGACUGGCCACACGUCAAGGUCUCUCCUUUCUGUGUGCCUGCUCUUCUCAUGCAGCCAUAUUCCUGUACAUCGUGAGUCCGUACGUUGCGUCCAUCGUCAUCUCAUUCAAGAUGUCAAACAUCAUUGAAAAGACGAAAAGCAAAGGCGGCGAAAUCGAUGGUCCGUCGGCUGAAUGGAGGCACACACACUCACUCACAUACACACACACAAACCCUGUCUGGUGUGCAGAGUUUGAUCAGAUCUUCAAGAGUGCGUUUCGCUAUGUGGUCGGCAAGUACAGACACGGCAUGGUCUGGUGGGAGUGCAUCUGGAUGGUGGGCGAGACACACACACACAUACACAUCCUUGCUGUAGGACCGCUGUCUGUCUGGCUGUCUGUUCAUUUGUCUCACCCAGGCGCGCAACAUGUCGCUGGCUCUGUCGACUGUGAUCGUACCCAACAUCGGACAGGUGGUCGACCCACGAAAUCGGCACUGGGUAGCAUGAAUGGCUCUGUUGUUUGCAGCUGCAGUUGCUCUAUUACGGUGUCAUCUUGACGUUCUAUGCCUUCGCAUCGAUGACUUUUUCGCCGUGGCGACGCACCGCCAAUAGCAAACUGGACAUCGCACUCACUGUAGGGGAGAACGCCGAGAAGCACACGAGAUACAAUCACCUUGUCUGUGUGUGCAGGUGCUGCUGAUGCACAUCGUCACGCUGAUCGGACUCUUCUAUACCUUUGACCUGGUCAGGAAGCAAACCUGAAAGGGCAGAAGGGAGAGAAAGACACACAUGUUCUGUGUCUCCUGGCCGACUGAUUUGGACCGCUCAGCCUGAUGAUAUCAAUUCUCGCGUCGCACGCCACGCAGCAGGUAUAUGACCAGACCAAAAGGAGAGAGACACAUGCAUCAUCCCACGUCACCCUCUCACUCAGGCAUAUUGCUGUUCAUCGAUUUGCUCUUGAUCGUGCCGUUUGUGUGGAUGAUGGGCUCCCGCGGCGCCCACCAGUCCGCCAAGGGCCUCCCAGGCUUUUUUAUCAACUCCAAGUGGCUGUCACUCAUGACUUCUCCACACACGAAAUCGAGUGUGCAGCACACCAUCAUCGACGCCAGCAGCGGCGGCCACUCGGCGCGCAUCGGCGGGUCUGUCGUGUCGGCCAGGACGGACCACACAGAGGUUCACCAGCACAUUCAGGUCGAGAGCGGCAUGCGCCCGUCCGGCGUGUCCAUUAUGACACCGGAUGAGAUCGUUCCCUACCACGAGAGGGAAAGGCGGAAACACAGCAGCAAGGGCGGCAACCGCAAAGGCAGCAGAGGGCGAGCGUCGCGGGUGUCCAUCAACACCGACGUGGAUGACCUCCACGGAUCACCACCACCGGUGGACGAACAAAAGGGAGAGGGAGAGGGAAGCGACAAUUCUCUCAGCCCCCGCCCACCGCCCCAGCCACGCAUGAGCGACAUGGGCCCAUCGCCACACGACAUCAGCGAUGGUGGCCAGCGGCGAAGCUCUGCGUUCUCGUCCUGUUUGCUCGAUGAAGAUGAGGGGGACUCUGCCAGCAAUGCGGACCACGGCGGCCCACACGCGGGCGACACUUACAGACAGGGGAGGAGGGACUCUGAUUGGGAGGGCGACAUCUCAGAGAGGGCCCAUGUACUCGCAAUGAACGACAGAACGGUAUGCAUGCACAUGAUGGAAUGGCCAGAAACACAGACACACAAGCGUCCGUGUCUGUCUCUGUCUGUAGGUGUCGUUGGGUCUGCUGGGCUUCGAGACGCAGCUGCAUUCCAGCAGCAAGUACACCCACGGCUCAGAUCGGCUGAGCGUGGGUUCUGGUGGGCCUGCCUUUGAGACCAAGCUGAUGACCGAGACGGUCGAGCUGAACCCACCGCGGACAGUGGAGACUCACAUGCACCCAUGGCAAGGCCGCUAACCUCUUGCCUGCCUGCCUGCCUGCGUCUUGUUUGUGUUGGGGGUCUGGUGCGUGUGUAUGGUGGGCCG
Vitrella brassicaformis is the source of this 6365-nucleotide messenger RNA. NCBI's taxonomy places the organism in Eukaryota, Vitrellaceae. The record is from the annotation of a GenBank genome assembly.